AUGAUACAGAAAAAAAAAAGUGUUUGUUUACUUGUUCAUUUUUAGUACGUCAGUCAAUGUUAGAGAUUUAAGGAUAUUUGGGAGAUUUACUGAAAUCAUAGACAAACAGACAAACCAUUUAUACAACAGAGUUAAAAAUGAAAGCAAACACUGCAGACAUUCAUAAUGAAAGUGAAAGCUUUCUGUUUUUGUGCAGUUAGUCUGCGGAUUCUGAAGCAAGCAGUCGACGUCAAUAAGCUGUAAAACUGAACAAACACACAACCUGACACCGAGUGACUGAAAAAGGUGAGGCUUUAUGACAACAAAGGCAGCUGUAAGUCAGCUGUACUCGUUUAAAAAGAAAAGAUGACAGACAUAUUUUUAGGAAAUAAGGUUUUUGUUCUUGUCACUGGAAAAACAUUAAAUGUUGAUAAGAAAUUCAUGGAACAUCUUAAACAACAAAAACCAGAUCUGCAGGAGGUGAAAAAUGUAGCUGAGUGCGAUUAUGUUCUGGUUUUCUGUCCUAUUGUGUCACAAGCUUUAACCGACAUUGAAGCGGCAUUGAAAAAUCUUCAGGAUAUUGCAGGUUCCAAACCUGCUGUUCUAGUGAUGCUCCAUCACACGUUUAAUAAAGAUUAUGCUGUACCAGACAGCAGCAGAGCUGUAAAAAGGAAGAAUUUACUCACAGUAGACUGUCUGUUCCAUGAAGAUCAAGGAUUACUUCAGUGUACAAAAAAUGCUGAAUCACUGGGAAAAAUUCUAAGCAUUAUAAAACCCGAGGCGUCAUGGUGGAGUUAUUUCGGGUUCUCUUCUCCAGCUCGUAACCAAACAAAUAACAUGGAGAUUGGACCGUCCAAAACAGAAUCUGACAUGACUUCUGAAAUUCAAAAUGCCCCUCAGAUUAUCAGGAACAGUGACGUGCAAAAUGAACAAAAAGCCUCUGAUCAUCAGCCUUCUGGUAACCAGAUGAAUAAUACAGAGAAUAUUGUACCAGACAGCAGCAGAUCUGUAAACAGACAGAAUACGAUCACAGCCGACUGUCUGUUGAAUGAAGAUCAGGAAUCAGUGCCAUGUCAUGAGAACAAUGGCCCAUUUUCCAAAUUUGCAAACUGGAUUGAGGGAAAGACAACAAGAAAAAGUAAAAAUCAUCAGCCUUCUUUUAUCCAGAUGUUGAAGUGUCCUCGUCUAACAUACUUCACUAUAAUCUCUGGAAAGACAUUAGGACAUCAUGUGGACAUAGAGAGGAAACUUCAGGAACUAAUACCAGGCCUACAGAUGGUGAUGAAAUUGGAAGAGUCUGAUUUCAUUCUGAUUUUCUGCCCUGUUGUUACACAAGCUGGAACUGACAUUGUAGAAGCAUUGAAGAUGCUCAAUACCCAAGCAGGUGACAAACCUGCAGUUCUGGUGGUGCUUCAUCACACCUUUAAUCCAGAACUUAUUGUACCAGACAGCAGCAGAUUAGUAAAUAGACAGAAUACGAUCACAGUCGACUGUCUGUUCUAUGAAGAUCAGGGAUUACUGAAGUGUCAUAAGAACAAUGAAGCACUGUCCAAAGUUGUAAACUGGCUGCAAGGGUGAUGAAAAUCAUGAAAAGAACAGCAUACUUGGCAACUUCA
This is a messenger RNA of Tachysurus vachellii, 1595 nucleotides long. RefSeq lists its product as uncharacterized. Bases 346 to 1557 code for a protein of 403 amino acids. The transcript has 11 exons. The record is from RefSeq and is a predicted model, not a curated record. Lineage: Eukaryota; Metazoa; Chordata; Actinopteri; Siluriformes; Bagridae.